This is a messenger RNA of Malassezia globosa CBS 7966, 3279 nucleotides long. RefSeq lists its product as uncharacterized. NCBI's taxonomy places the organism in Eukaryota, Fungi, Basidiomycota, Malasseziomycetes, Malasseziales, Malasseziaceae. Gene Ontology annotation, cellular component: cytoplasm. The transcript has a single exon. The record is from RefSeq and is a predicted model, not a curated record. The coding region runs from base 1 to 3279 and encodes 1092 amino acids. Gene Ontology annotation, molecular function: GTPase activator activity. Gene Ontology annotation, biological process: regulation of actin filament polymerization; regulation of small GTPase mediated signal transduction; signal transduction.
AUGGUGGACUAUGCCCCUAGUGUGCAGAAUGCGAUGCAUUCUGACAAGGGGGUGAGUGCGGCGGCUCCGCAUAGGCGCUCGACGUCAUCGCAGAGGCAUGCUUCGAUGAGACGAACAGGAACGUCACCAGCGACGCCUAACACGACAGUGACGCCGACCACGAGCAAUAGUGUGCCGAAUGCAACUGAAGCAGCAGAACUCAAUGCUGCAGGGAUCAUGUUGGGACCUGGUGUUCGCAUGGAAGAAGAACGAGAGCGACACGUGCGCAAGGACCAAGUGUGUGUGAAAUGUAGUGAGGUCAUCACAGGGCAGUUUGUUCGUGCACUGUCGGGCGUGUAUCACUUGGACUGUUUUACUUGUGCGGACUGUGGUCGCAAUGUAGCGUCAAAGUUCUUUUCAGCAACGGAGGAGAUGGUGAAGGCCGCGGGCGGUGAGCAAUUUCCACUGUGUGAGACGGAUUACUUUCGGCGCCUCGACUUGUUGUGUGCAAAAUGUGGGCGUGCACUGCGUGGCAGCUAUAUCACGGCGCUUGGUUCCAAGUAUCAUGUCGAUCAUUUUACGUGUUCAUUGUGCUCAACGCCGUUUGGUCCCGAGGACAGCUACUACGAGCACGAGGGGCAGGUGUAUUGCCAUUUCCACUACAGCACACUCUUUGCAAUUCAAUGCACGGGCUGCCAAACAGCGAUUCUUAAACAGUUUGUCGAGAUCAAUCGGAACAAUGCUGACGAGCAUUGGCAUCCGGAAUGCUAUAUGAUCCACCGGUAUUGGAAAAUCAAAUUGGCGCCUGCAGGCCCAGCGCCAUCAGACACGUUGCCGGAUGAGGUCCCACUCUCUAUGCCAGGCGGCUUGACGCUUACGCCCAGCAGCUCGGAGGAACAGCUUGUCCAGACGCGGCGUACACAUGAAGAAACUCCCACAUCUGUUUUGCAGAAGCAGCGAGCGAUGGAGAUACGUGUAUUUACGAUUUGGCGUGUGCUCUCGUCGUUUGAAGAGUCUUCCGCCGGCUGCAUCUCUGACAUGCUGAGACACGUCAGCAAUGGUAAGUAUGUGGGCGGUGUCCGAUUUGCUGCGCGCUUCGUUUUGCAUGUAGAAGUGCUGUUCUCUGCCAUUGAUGAGCUUGCGGUCUACUUCCAGAAGGCGCAUGCAAGCACGAUUCAAUAUGUGCGUGAAGCACGCAUGCUAUGCAAAAAAAUUGUUAACUUUUUCUCGCUCCUCUCUCACACGCAGGAAAUGGGCGUACAGCGCAUGCACAUAACGCAGGAGCUGCUCUCGCUUGUGACGGGUCUCGCGCACUACCUCAAGAUCCUAAUCCGAAUUUCACUCACAGGCGCACUGCGCCUUGAUCAAGAGCAUGGCGUGCCGACGGCAUUGGAGUCAUUCUUGGCCCGCCUGGAUGAGCUUGUGACACUCCAGGGUGGUGACACAGAUACGGUACAUGGCUACACAAGUUUGCCCCAGGUAUGUAUUCCGACGUACGACACGGAGAGUGCGUCGGAUCUGUGCGUAACAUGCGGCAAGACUGUCGAAGAUGAGUGCUUGCGAGUGGGUAUUACGAUGCGUUGGCACUGGAGCUGUAUCCGCUGCACAAACUGCCAACGAGUUGUGGUCAAGCCCGAUGGCACAAUCCCCGUGCGGCAGGACAACGAAGACAUAGAACCGACCCCGGCGCCGGGAGCGAUCACACACUUUGUCGUGCACAGCAUGGGGCGACACGAUCGCCCAUCUACGUUUUGUACAACAUGCAUGCCCAGCGAUGCGAAUGGCCACUUUUUGCCUGUAACUCGCCUCGAACAGUAUGCGUUCCUGUUGUGCGUGGCACUGAAUCGACUGGAUGCGUUGCUAAAGCGACGCGCGCGCUUGCAGGUGCCCUCGUCGGCCAAUACAUCAUCUUCGGACGAGCCAGAUGUGGGCGAACUGACCGAUGCCGAAUCAAGCACGUACCGCAAGUCACCAGAAACCAAGCGGCUCGAAAACCAGUACUUGAACCGUCACAUGUCGAACAAGGCACGUGUUCCACGGAUUUCGACAGUCGUCAACGAGCCCACCGUAACCGACGACUCUGGGACAUCCGCAGCCGCCGCUGAGGUUGCUGGGACUGCCACUACUGUUUUGGCGUCUGCAGACCCCUCGCCCUUGACGCGUGAGCGGGCCAUUGUACCUACACACGAGGAGGUGGUAGUUAGGGAACGAGAUCGCAUUCGCGAGCGCUCUCGUGAACGUGAACGAACACCCAUUCCGUCGCGAACUGACAUCGACUUGACACAUGAUGAGGGAAUAACGCUGGCGGACAUUCCCAUGAUCUUGCAGGCUGAACAGGACCGUGAACAGCGCGAGCAGUUGGGUGUGCACGUGCGCCGGCCCAUUAGCUCGCUUUCGGCGGAGGAAAUGCAAGUAUCAAAAUGCGUUGCAAUUCUUCGCCUCCAAAAGUCAGCACUGGCGGAACUUGUUGAUACCGACGAGCUCCUAGACCUUGUGGAGACUCGCAAAAAUACAUUCUGGGGCAAAAUUCUAUUCCGUGGAAGCAGCCGGCGUAGCGACGUGCGGAAGAAAGGCGUGUUUGGUGUGUCGCUCGAUUAUCUAGUCGACCGGCAUGGCGCAGAUUCUGUGCUGGGCGCUACGCCGACGCCGAUGCGCGUGCCGGCAUUUGUCGACGAUGUUGUGUCGGCUAUGCGGCAGAUGGACGUAUCUGUUGAGGGUAUCUUCCGAAAGAACGGGAGCGUCCGGCGACUCAAGGAACUGUCAGAUGCACUGGACCGCGAAGUCGAGGCAAUUAACAUGCUGGAUGACCAUCCAGUUCAGUUAGCCGCGUUAUUGAAAAAGUUCCUUCGAGAGCUCCCUGAGCCUUUGCUGACGUCGCGCUUAUAUCGCCUGUUUUUGCAGACACAAACCAUCGAUUCUGCAAAAGAGAGGCACCGCCUCGUUGGGCUGAUCGCCAUGCUAUUGCCUCGAGCACACCGCGACACGCUCGAAGUCUUGUUUGUGUUCCUCCGCUGGGUUGCCACGUUUGCGUACGUGGACGAUGAGGCUGGAAGCCGCAUGGAUUUGCAUAAUCUUGCAACAGUGAUGGCGCCUAGUCUACUCUACUCACGCAAUUCAGAGCCGUCGCAUGGCGAGGCAAUUCUGGCGCAGGCCGUUGUGUGCCACAUGCUAGAAUACCAGGACGAUCUCUGGUUCGUCCAGCACGACAUGGAUGCAGCUCUUCGUGAUCGCUCCCUUAUUGCCGCUGUUCCUGAACUGACGCCACAUGAACUGCUGAAGCGUUGUGCUUUGUACGCAUAG